UGCCUGCUAACUUGUUUAAAUCAAUUACCUUAUGCCAAAUUUUCAAUCUAUCUCCAUCUUCAAAGGUAAACAGAGAAAGCAACAUUAAGAUUGAGAAAUGAGUCACGGAAUUGGUUCAGCUGGAAGAAAAUCAUGUCUCCAUAACUGCAUUACAUCAACCUUCUCAACCACAAACUCCAUGCUUCAACCUUGUUCAUACGUUGCUUUCAAUUCCCAUCUUCCAAAACUCAGUUUUCCCCUCAAAACUCAAUCUGGGUCUUUCCAAAACAGACCGAGGGCCUCUGUCGUUAACAGUUUGUACAUUGGCACAGAGAGUUUGUACGACUUGUUGGGCAUUUCAGAUAGUGGAACACUCACAGAGAUCAAGCAAUCUUACAAGCAACUUGUACGAAAAUACCAUCCUGAUGUGUCGCCGCCGGAAAGAAUAGAAGAACACACGAAGAGGUUUAUUCAGGUACAAGAAGCUUACGAGACUUUAUCCGACCCCAUAAGCAGAGCUUUGUAUGAUAAACAAUUGGCUUUGUCUUCGAGGAAAGAGGAAUUGGAAGAGAAAAGAGAGUGGCGGAAGCAAUGGCAGUCUCAACUGACACGGCUGAAGAGAAGGAGCAUGAGGCAGGAUUCGAGGGCCAACAUGUCACGGGGAGCUAGAAUGCGCAGGAGAUCAAAUCAAAACUAG
Pistacia vera is the source of this 676-nucleotide messenger RNA. Its product is annotated as chaperone protein dnaJ 20, chloroplastic-like. The record is from RefSeq and is a predicted model, not a curated record. Gene Ontology annotation, cellular component: chloroplast. Bases 98 to 676 code for a protein of 192 amino acids. Lineage: Eukaryota; Viridiplantae; Streptophyta; Magnoliopsida; Sapindales; Anacardiaceae. The transcript is spliced from 2 exons.